Molecule: messenger RNA, 7646 nt
Organism: Acipenser ruthenus (sterlet)
Lineage: Eukaryota; Metazoa; Chordata; Actinopteri; Acipenseriformes; Acipenseridae
Product: myotubularin-related protein 9-like
Exons: 9
Coding region: 3453-5003 (516 amino acids)
Biological process (GO): negative regulation of autophagy
Source: RefSeq, a predicted model, not a curated record
CCUUCUUAGCCCACAUUUGAAAACGAAAGAUACCCUUCUAGAUUUCUGAGCUGUUCUUUACGCAGACAGGCACCAGAGUUCAGACAGCGCUUACAGGCUUUCGGAUAGGAACAACGUCUACUGUUUGUUUGAACUAUCUUUCCAUGGGGAGGGGCGAAAGGACAACUACUGGCCACUCUCCCUGAAACCUUAGCGAACUCCGGUGCAAAUGCAGCUGUUUGGUCCGCUGUCUGACGAAUGUGUUCAUUCUUGAAUUUCCCCAGCAACUUCGACACAGACCACACGCCGAACUCGCCCUGCAGUUAGAAUGGAGUUUUCGGAACUGAUCAAAACGGCUAACGUGGACAAUGUUGUCCUCAAGCAGCCGUUACGUCCUCCGGUCAGGGGAACGUUGUGUGUCACCAGUCACCACCUCCUUUUGUCUUCCAGGGACGGGGAUACCAUGGAGUUGUUGCUUCUGCUUAGGAACAUUGAUGACAUCGAGAAAAGGCGAGUUCUCCUUUUUUUCCCGUUUACUUCUUGUUGUAGCCUGUACAUACUAAAACAUGACACUUACUUUGUGUGCACUUGAAUCAGAAAAUGAAACAGAUGUUGAUGUUCUAUUAGGUAUUUAUUAGAUGUGGGUUAUGAGGAAUAAUAAUAAUAAUAUUUAAUGUUUAAUGAUUAAUAACACUGCAAAUAAUAGUUGUAUCUAAACAGUUUGCAUUUGCAACUUUAAUAUAACUUUAAUAUAAACUGCACGUUUUCUUUACACUUGUUGUGUCAAAUAACUCUUCUUAAUUAUUUCGUUACAGUACCCAUAUUUUGUAUUUCAGUGUAAUCGAUUGCCUCUGGGCUGGUCCAACACUUCCACCUCAUGGAUUGGGUAGAGGAUUAGGGAGUGUUGCAGUUACUGUGUAGGCUUCCUUAUCUUGAAGCACUGUCAGUACUGUACUGGGUACUAGAUUUAAUCCCACUAGUAUAUUUUAUAAUGUUUUAUAAUGCAUGUUGUCAGAAUCUUAACUUUAUAAAAGAGGGAGACCACAUGACAGAAGUUUAUUGUACUGCUGCAUUCUGGUUUCAAUUUGAAGAUAUGCUGUUUAUGACAAAGUAGGACAGCCAAGCAGGACAGCUAUUCCGAUCUAAAGAGCAGCGUUUCACUGACAGCACACAGCCAGGUUCAGACAGCUAUGUGUAAAAUACACCAGGCCCUGCUGCCCUGCAUUGUGCCAGCUGUCCAAAUACACGCAAGAAGUUCUGUUUAUUUAACACAGCAUGCGGAGAUUGCAUAUAAUCUGUUGUACGUGGACCAAGUCAAGGACACUCGGCUCAAGGUGUUUACAGGAUCAGGAAAUAUGAUGAAACACGUCAACUCCAAGGGAUUUCAUUUCAGUGUAGCUCUGAACAUGACGUUGGGAUGCCUUCACUGCGCUUGAUCAUCACUAUUCCCCAUGGGAGCGCUUCCAUCCUGGGAUCCCAUUAAAUACCACAGAACACAGCAAACCCAGAGGCCCGCUAACCAACACAGUAAUGGAUGUAUAAUUCCAUUUGGCUUGAGCGUUAUAGCCACUGAGUGCAAAACUAGCUGCACUGAUGGACUGCUUUAGAGGGCUGGGGAUUGCCCUGGCACCAGUACCCUAAUGGGUUACACUCAGAGUAAAUUAAUCAAGAUCCUAGUAACUGAAAUAGAUCCAGUGUAAUAGCUGUGGAAUCAGAAAGAAGGGAUGCAUCUGUGUGCAGGGAUUGCCAGAGCUGACCCUGACCCUGAAGGAAGGAGGAGAUGCCGUCAGUUUCUACAGUGAUAAACACUUUCACCAUUCUGUUCUGAUACAGCCGUGGCACCAGCAGUGUGGCGUUCGUGCCUCUCAUUCCCGUAAGAGGCUAGGCAGCAGUGAUUCUGUAGAGGAAACAGGAAGCCAGCAGAAAUACAAACUGAGAAUUCUGAAUAGGUUCUUUAGACACACUAACUGUAACAUAGUUUUUUAUAACACAGCAUUAAAGUGACACACGAGUAACCUGCCAUUUUAAAUGUUAUUGUGAUGUGCCUUGUUUAUAAUGGAAAAUGAAACCUUUUCUAGAUGGUUUGUAAAGGGAUCGAAACUAAAGCGUGAGGUGUUUUUUUUUGCAUUGCUCGCUAGGCACUGGAAGGUGUAGAUAACACUGGAAGCAUGCUGUUCAUUUAACCACCUCAUGUUCAGACACUUCACUUCCAAUCACUGACUCAAAUACUAACUUUCUUUAACCUCCCUCUGUUUUUCCUUUGAUCAGUGUUGAGAAUCUAAUUGGAUACCCCAGCAGUCUAUUUAGGAGAUCUGGCCAGAGUGAAAGGUUUGGUAUGAAGCCACAUGCUGUCUGCUUUCCUCCCCAGGCUGAAGCAGUACUGGGGACUGUGCUGUGCUUUUGGCACCAGCACUUUGCAUUAAGCAAUACAGCCCUUUGCUCAGAAAUGCAAAACUAAGUUGUUUGCUAUUAUUUUUGCAACAUCACCAGAUUGCUUUUACUUUUACCCAAAACAUUCAGUAGUGCCUAACGUAGACACACCUUACUUUAUACAUUCAGUGAUUCAUUCACAAAAGUGUGCUGCACUACUUGCAUAUAAAGCAUCUUGCUUAAAGCUGGCGAAUACACACUGCUGCUCUGUGCUAAUUUCAUAGAAAUGCUCAGCAAUGCUGUUUCAAAACGUGUUGUAGCCAUGGUCAGAUUAACAUCUCUGUCAAAUAAACACAUUCAGGAAAUUCUCAAUUACUGUGAGAAGAGUGUAGGGAAGAAAACUGAAUGCUUUGAUAUUUCAAAUGAAUUAACAAGCCUAACCCCUUGCUUCAAGUUUUGUCUCUUGCUUUAGCUUCCAGCAUUCAGAUCCUUCAUUUUCAGAUAAAAAACUUGAAAGACUAAAGACUUGUUCUUUACCGGUAGCACUGAUCUUAAAACUCAGUUUAGAUUUUGGAUUGUGUUUUCUAAAUGUCACGUUAAGUAUGUAACGUAUCUGAUUUGUAUUUGAUUUGAGGCAAGACUGAAUCCCAGCCUGGUCCAGUGUACUGUUUAUAUACUUUCAAACUGUCCCCGGCUCUGAGAGAGAGGAACAAUGCUGAAAAGAAGAUCAAAUCAAGCUCUUCGGUUUUGUUUUGUUUUGUCUGCUGAAUUCUUGUGUGUUUGAACUGGCGUCUCCGCUGUCUCUGUCUGCCACUGCUUCUGUUGAAGGGAUACUUCAUAUCGUCUGCAUUUGCCUGAUAUUUAAUUUCAUAUCUGUUUGAUAUACGCUUAUGUGUGCUCUGUAUGAUUCUCUGUUGUCGUUUCAGAUCAUUAGAUUUUCAGAAAAAAAAUUUGAAAAAACUAAAGGUUGUUGGUGGAGAAGAAUAUUAGCGUUACACAGGAUUUCUCCACAAUCGGCCAGAGGAGUCUUUUCAGAAGUAUUGUGUAAUAUUUAGUAAGCAUAGCAUUACUAAACAGAAACAAGAAUCAUACAAACACACAUAAUGUUAAACAGGCAUUCAGUAUUAGAUACCUCAUAUUCAUUAAAGCAAUUCAUUAAAGACUUGUACGUGUCUUUGUUUAGGUUUAUAUCUUCCGGCACCAUCACUAUCAAGUGCAAAGAUCUUCGCAUUCUGCAGCUGGACAUCCCUGGCAUGGAAGAAUGUUUAAACAUAGCUAGCUCCAUUGAGACCCUCUCGUCCCUGGAGUCUGUGACUGAGAUGUACCCUUUCUUCUACAGACCCCUGAAUUUACACCUGCAGGAAUGGGGUUUGCACACCCCUGAGCGGGACUUCGACCAGAUAGCUUCACAUACAGACCUCUGGAGACUGAGCUGUGUGAAUAAGGAUUUCUCUGUGUGCCCCACCUACCCCACGGCCGUCAUUGUCCCCAGAUCCAUUGAGGACGAGACACUGAAGAAAGCAGCCAGGUUCAGGCAGGGAGGAAGGUUCCCAGUGCUCAGUUACUAUCACAGAAACAAUGGCAUGGUGAUCAUGCGCAGCAGCCAGCCCCUGGUCGGAGCUCACAGAAGACGCUGUAAGGAGGAUGAGCUCCUGCUGCAGGCUAUGCUGGGUGGAUCUGACUUCGGCUACAUCGUCGACACGCGCUCCGCACAGCUGGCGAAGCAAGCCACGCUGAUCGGUGGUGGCAGCGAGUCCAAAUCGUACUACAUUAACUGGAAGAGACUUCACCGAAACUUGGAGAGAGGCAAAGUGCUGCAGGAGAGCUUGAUUAAGCUCGUGGAAGCCUGUAACGACCAGUCCAACAACAUGGACCGCUGGCUGAGCAAGCUGGAGAACUCCAAGUGGCUGUCUCACGUCAACUCUGCUCUGAUCACUGCAGGGCUGGUGGCUGAGUGCGUGGAGAGGGAGGGGCGCUCGGUGCUGGUGCACGGCUCCGAGGGCACAGACACCACGCUGCUGGUCACCUCCCUGGCACGGCUCAUCCUUGACCCCGAGUGCAGGACGAUCUCCGGCUUCCAGGCGCUCAUUGACAGGGAGUGGAUACAGGCCGGGCACCCCUUCCAGCUGCGGUCUGCCCACUCUGCCUUCUCCCACGCCCGACUCCGCCAUGAAGCGCCCGUGUUCCUGCUCUUCCUGGAUUGCUGCUGGCAGCUCUCCCGCCAGUUCCCGCUGUCGCUGCAGUUCAACGAGGCCCUGCUCACCCGCCUCUCCCAGGAGGUCUACGCAUCCAACUUCGGCACCUUCCUGUGCAACAACGACAAGGAGCGGUGUGCUUUCAGAGUGAAGGAGAAGACUAACUCUCUGUGGGCCUGGAUCAACAGGCCCUGUGAGCUGGGCAGGUACACCAACCCCCUCUAUGAGUGCAACAGCCUGGCGAUCUGGCCCUCUGUGAACCCACAGAGCCUCCAGCUGUGGCAAGGCUUGUUCUUCAGGUGGAGCCACUCCACACAGCAUCUGGACGAGGCAUGGGAGGAAAUCAGUCUCAUUGUGAGUGAGCACAAGGCAAAGGGCAAUACAGACAGCACGCUUCCAGGAGGGUCAAACUCACAAGCCCCUGCGGGAAUCAGUUCGAUCUGUAAGCCUUGCUGUUAACCUCUGAACCUCCGGUGACCCAGCGGACUGUCUAUCCAGAACCAAGCACCGAUGCAAUGUGAGGUCACCAUCGACAUUCUGCACCACGCUUUGUACAAGCGAAUGACAGUAUGUAUUGUUUUCAAAAGGACCAAGUGCAGGGGCUCCCGAGUGACGCAUCCAGUAAAAGCACUCGCUAGAGUGCAGGAUGCGCUCUAUAGCCUGGACAUCGCCGGUUCGAGUCCAGGCUAUUCCACAGCCGACCGUGGACGGGAGUUCCCAGGGGGCGGUGCUCAAUUGGCUGAGCGUCGUCCGGGGGGAGGGAGGGUUAGAUCGGCCAGGGUGUCCUCGGCUCACCACGCACCAGUGACCCCUGUAGUCUGGCCGGGCGCCUGGGGGCUUGCCUGUAAACUGCCCAGAGCUGCGUUGUCCUCCGACGCUGUAGCUCUGAGGCGGCUGCACGGUGAGUCUGCAGAGUGUAAAGAAGCGGGCAGCUGACGGCACAUGCUUCGGAGGACAGCGUGUGUUCAUCUUCGCCCCUCCCGAGUCAGCGCAGGGGUGGUAGCGGUGAGCUGAGCCUAAAAAAUAAUUGGGCAUUUCAAAUUGGGGAGAAAAGAAAAAAAAAAAAAAGAAAAAAAAAAACUAAUUGGCAACGACUAAAUUAAAAAAUAAAAAUAAAAAUAAAAAAAGGACCAAGUGCAGUGGCACCAUCUGGAAUAACCGUGUUCUUUCAGAAUUCCUCUUCAGGAGAAUGUGAAAUGAAAAUUGUUCUGACUGCUCUGAACAUGUGUAGCAAAUAGAAUUUCUGCAAAUAUACCCAGUGGUAGCUCCAUUAAAGGUGAAACAAAUGUCAUUAUAUUUGUUUGUGCCUGUCACUUGCAGACAUGCUACAGACCCUUGUCCUAAAAGCUUUGAUAAGGGUUUAGUUAACACCUGUUGCAUAUAUUGUAAAGCUGUCUCCACACAAGACAUCUUUGCAAAUGAGAAUUCAGUUUCCCAUGGGCUCUUAUUGCUUGAAAACACAGACUGAAACUUUAGUAAAUUGCUUUUUUUUCAAAUGUGAUGAUGCUGCUUUUUUUGGUUUAUGCAAAGCCCACAGGAUGAUUAAAAAAAAAAAAAAUACUGUACUGACUUGACUUGCACUCGUCAGGUUUAAAUGAAACAGAAUUUUAAAAUGACUCUGUCAAGGAGAGAGCGUGGUUUACACAGUACCAUUAUGCCCUGCAUCCAAUGGAUCAAUGUAUAACUUCACGACUGGGAUUUAGGGACACAAAUGUUAUUUUCCGCUCUGUUUGCUCGCUGUGAUUAAUUGUCCUGCGAUGCAGCUAUUUCUAUUAAAGGGUGUGACGUAGGCUGCUGUGUCGGCUUGACACAGCCAUGCAUUCCAGCUUCAUCUGCUCUGCGGGGGCUCUACAGGAAUAAAGAAUAGACUGCAGCUGGGCCCGUUCGCUUAAUUCUCUGACAGUACCAGUGACGUCUUUGGACUAUAAACCCGUCACUAGGUCUCUGCUCUUGCAGAAACACUGUGCAAAAAUGCUGUUGUAAACUUUUAUAAGGGAAUCAUGUUGUCGGCAUAACGGAACAUGAAAGAUCUUGUAGCUGCUUCUAGUAAUACAGGAUGGGUUUAGUCAGACACGAGCCACUGAGGUGUCUUCCAAACCAUGUUUAUACCAUGUUUUACUGUACAUGGCAGGGUGGGUUUAAAGUCACGGUCACUGCUGCUGUGGAAAAAUAUAGUUCAACACAUCUUAAAUCCUUAUUUACUGUAAUUCUAAUGGAUUAAAUGUGUAAAGAGUUGUAUGCAGGUUACACACACACACACACACACACACACACAUAUAUAUAUAUAUAUAUAUAUAUAUAUAUAUAUAUAUAUAUAUAUAGUCAAUGAAAAACUAGACUUGAUUUAGUAUUUAGAGUCAUCUUUUAUAUUUUGUGUCUGUGUUUUUGUAAUUUACAAUUUAGGGGUAGUAAUGACAGAUGCACGCCCCUAGCAAUCAUUUCUACAACCGCCUCACUGAUUAAGCUUUAAGGAGUCUUUUCAGAAGAAGCCCACAUGGUUGAAAAUGGACAUUACAAGUAAGCCUGGUAAAACUGACUGAUGGCAUAUUUGGUUCUAAAUGCUGUUUUUUGCACUGGUUGCUAAUUUAAUGUACUGCGCUGCCCUGACCUCAGAACUCUGACCGCUCUUGGUCGUAUGUAUCUUUGUUGUUAGUUUUAUGCACUGUAUUGUAACAUGUUAGUGUAUUUGUUGGCUGAUGUUACACAUCUGAAUGUUAAAAUAAAUGCCUUCCUGCUGCAGGAAGUCCUUGUAAGCGAUGUUACGUUACCCUGUAAUUGCCUGUCUGAAUUAAUUAUUAUUUAUCAGACACCUCUGUUCAAGGUGAAUAGAGAUCAGAGUGUAUAAACUAUGCAUCAGCUGCAGAGUCACUUACAACAACAUCAACACAAUGGCUGAGCUGGGAUUUGAACCAGGGACCUCCUGGUUACAGGCCGUUUUCUUUAACCACCAGACCACACAGAUUCACAGUAGCACUCAAAGAGUUAAACACAAUUUAUAAAAAAUUUUUAAAAAAAAACAAAACGGGUUGAAUGCUGCCUUUGUAUACUAAUUUAAUUUACAUCAAACAUGUAAAAAUGUAAAAUACAUUCAAAGGUGUGGGA